Gastrolobium bilobum is the source of this 1785-nucleotide messenger RNA. RefSeq names its product serine/threonine-protein kinase STY13-like. The record is from RefSeq and is a predicted model, not a curated record. The transcript has 3 exons. NCBI's taxonomy places the organism in Eukaryota, Viridiplantae, Streptophyta, Magnoliopsida, Fabales, Fabaceae. The coding region runs from base 221 to 1468 and encodes 415 amino acids. Gene Ontology annotation, biological process: protein phosphorylation. Gene Ontology annotation, molecular function: ATP binding; protein kinase activity.
AUCCGUUUCAUUUUUCUCUGCUAUUUCUCUGGUCUCUCGGGCUUCCAAUCUUGUCCAUUUUUCCAUUUCGUUUUUCUCUCUUCGACUACUCUAUCACCAGAACUCGCAUAGGUUUAAGCCAAGCCCUCUUCGUUGAGGGUUUUUCCCAGGAGGUUUAAUUUACAAUUUCUGAUGCUGAAGAAAUAACAAGACUUGGAGGCUUUGCUCUUCUGUGUGAAAAAUGUUGGACGGUGGCUCAAAGUUCCCUGGAAUAAUAGACCUCAACAAACACAAUAACUACUAUGAUUUUUCUCAAGGCUUUUACCAUAAGCUUGGGGAGGGUACCAAUAUGUCAAUUGACAGCAUUGGGAGCUUGCAAACAAGUAAUGGUGGAGGCUCUGUUGCGAUGUCCAUUGAUAAUAGCAGUGUUGGGUCCAAUGAUUCCCAUACUCGCAUGUUGGACCACCAAGGGCUGCGGAGGCGUGCCAAUGAUAACUACUCUGUGGCACAUAGUGUCAAUCGUCGGGGAAGAGUUACACAUGCUUUGAGUGAUGAUGCUUUAGCUCAAGCUCUAAUGGACAACAGUUCUCCGACUGAGGGGCUUCGCAAUUUUGAUGAUUGGACAAUUGAUUUAAGGAAACUUAAUAUGGGUGAGGCUUUUGCUCAAGGAGCUUUUGGGAAACUCUAUAGGGGUACUUACAAUGGUGAAGAUGUUGCUAUCAAGAUCUUGGAGAGGCCUGAAAAUGAUCCAGCAAAGGCUCAGUUGAUGGAACAGCAAUUUCAGCAGGAGGUCACAAUGCUGGCUACGCUAAAGCAUCCCAACAUAGUUCGUUUCAUUGGUGCGUGCCGUAAGCCAAUGGUAUGGUGCAUUGUAACUGAGUAUGCCAAAGGCGGUUCAGUUCGACAGUUUUUAAUGAAGCGUCAAAACCGAUCAGUCCCCCUCAAAUUGGCUGUCAAACAAGCUCUGGAUGUUGCACGGGGGAUGGAAUAUGUUCAUGGCCUUGGGUUCAUCCACAGGGACUUGAAAUCUGACAAUCUUUUGAUUUUUGGUGACAAAUCAAUUAAAAUUGCCGACUUUGGAGUUGCUCGGAUUGAGGUGCAAACUGAAGGAAUGACACCUGAAACUGGAACAUACCGUUGGAUGGCUCCGGAGAUGAUCCAGCAUAGGCCUUACACACAAAAAGUGGAUGUAUAUAGCUUUGGAAUUGUUCUUUGGGAACUCAUCACUGGUAUGCUUCCGUUUCAGAACAUGACAGCAGUGCAGGCAGCAUUUGCAGUUGUCAACAAAAAUGUUCGCCCAAUCAUACCGAAUGAUUGCCUACCUGUUCUCCGUGAUAUCAUGACAAGAUGCUGGGAUCCCAAUCCUGAUGUUAGGCCACCAUUUGCUGAAAUUGUAGGAAUGCUUGAGAAUGCGGAGACUGAGAUCUUGACAACAGUUCGGAAGGCCCGGUUUAGGUGUUGCAUCACUCAACCAAUGACUGCUGACUGAUCCUGGGAAAGCAAAUGAAAAAAGGAAGUCAUAAAAACAUAGACUGGAAAAUUUGGGGGGAAGAUAAGACUCCGGUAGUGAAGGGAGACUAUAUAAUAGCUUUGUGUUUUUGUGUGUUUUAUUUCUUUCUUCUGAAGAUAAAAAAUGAAAAUCUUAUCUGGAGACUUUUUGCUUAUUCGGUUUCUGUUUACUGGAUGUCUGUUCUGACUUAGUAAAGAGGAUAUCGUGUAUGUAAUACAUGCAUGCAUUAGCAUUAUAUUUAUGUAUAGCUUCUGAAAGCAAGAUGGAAUGAGAUCAUGGACGAUAACUUUUGCCGU